Rana temporaria (common frog) is the source of this 825-nucleotide messenger RNA. RefSeq lists its product as uncharacterized. NCBI's taxonomy places the organism in Eukaryota, Metazoa, Chordata, Amphibia, Anura, Ranidae. The transcript has 4 exons. Bases 109 to 765 code for a protein of 218 amino acids. The record is from RefSeq and is a predicted model, not a curated record.
AUCUUUCCAUAAGAAUGAUUGAGCAUCGAGAUUGUAAUCCAUGUCGGGGGAGAUUUGUGAAGGAAUUGGAUUUUUGGUGCUGAAGGCGCCAUCAAAGUGCAGACAAGGAUGUCGGACGAGUGGGUGGCUGAUGGCGGCCGAGGAAGCCACAGGGUGAAGGCCUCCGCCAUGACCUUUCAGGAGAUGACGGACAUGGUCCAGGUUCUGGAUGAAAAGGACUAUGAUUGCAAACUGGCCAGUUAUACGAGGCCCAACACCCGCAAGCACAAGAUUAUGGAGAAGGUGGUGCGCCGGCUGCGGCGCCGUUACAGCGUGGAGCGGUCCAAGGACCAGCUGCGCAAGAGGUGGUCGGAUCUGAAACACAGAGAGGUGGCGCAGCUGCACAAGAUCCGCAAACUCAUUAAGAAAAACAAAAAGAGAGAAAGAGCUGAAGAAGAACAGCAGCAGGCAGAGGCUGAGGAUGCGGCUGGUCAAGGUGAACACGGGUCCCAAGAACCUGCGGCAGAGAUUAAAGUUGAGUGUGAAGAAAGUUCCUAUCCAACAGUGGACAUCCCUGUGAUAAAGAUGGAGGAGAUACCUGUAUGUCUGCAGGAGAUUUCAAGCACAGUGCAAAUCGCACCGGAAACCACCACGAAUAACGUCACGAUGCACCAACUCAGCGCUGAACUGAGGCAAUGCAUCUCAGAACUGGAAUACAUGAGACAGCGCAUACCUGAGAUACAAAGCAGGAUUGGUGUUGUUUUACAGACUCUUGAGAAAAUGUAAUAUGUUUUAUUAUGUUUUAAAAAAAGUUAGGCUUUUAUUUUUAUUUUUUUGCCUAUGUAG